UUUAAAUGAUUAUCAUCAAUAAAUAUUGAUGAUCAUGUUGGGCUCACGCUCGUUUCGAACAUCAUGUUAUGGAAAUAUUUUUUAAAUCUUGGGCCUUUUGCCCAUUCAUUGAUUUCAUUUUUUAUUCAUGUUUUUCUCAUUUUAUUCUGUGAAAUUCAAGAUAAAUUUUUAGACGUAAAAUACACUGAUAUUGAUUAUGUAGUUUUCACUGAUGGUGCUCGAUUUUUAUUGAAUGGUUCCACACCAUUCGAUAGGCCUACAUACCGUUAUACACCCAUUUUGGCGUUAUUUAUGACACCGAAUCUUCUUUGGUUUUCUCAAUUUGGAAAAUUAUUAUUGUCAAUAUUUGAUAUAAUUGGCGGCAUUCUUAUCUACAAUAUAAUGGACAAACGAUAUUCUCGAUAUUAUUUAUUGUGGCUUUAUAAUCCAUUAACUUUGAUAAUUAGUACAAGAGGAAGUGCCGAAUCAUUGAUUUGUACAUUGGUCUUAUUAGUCAUUUUUUGCUUCAACAAAAAACAGUACAAAUUGGCUGGUUUAUGUUUUGGUUUUGUCAUUCAUUUCAAGAUCUAUCCGAUAAUUUAUGCUCCAACAUUCUAUCUAGCAUUAUCCGAACGAAAUUCAUCUUUAUUUGGUUCAUUGAUUCCAAAUUCUUCAAAAAUAAUUUUCAUCAUAUCCACUUUGACCGGUUUGAUAAUUCCCACCUAUUUUUCUUAUUUAUUAUGUGGUUCAAUCUAUUUAGAAGAGGCCUGGCUAUAUCAUUUUUACCGACAAGAUUUUCAACACAACUUUAGCCCAUAUUUUUACCUCUUUCAAUUAUUUGAUAAUGUAUCAACACAAAAAAUCAUUGGAUUAAUGGCAUUCGUUCCGCAAAUGUUAUUGGUCACCAUAAUAAUACCGAUUUAUUACAAUCAACGUGCAACGAAAUCGAUAACUUUUAAGAAACUUUGUAUUGCAUUAUUUUUACAGACUUACCUGUUCGUUACGUUAAACAAAGUGAUUACAGCUCAAUAUUUCGAAUGGUAUAUGUGUCUAUUGCCAUUUAUUGUACCAUUUUUUAAAAUUACAUGGAAAAAAUGGCUCGUCAUUAUUGUCUUGUGGUCAUACGCCAUUCUUAAUUGGCUUUUAUUUGCUUAUUUGUUUGAAUUUCGUAAAUGGGAUAUUCUAGGUUGGCUUUGUUCAGCUAGUAUUAUUUUUGUAUUGAUAAAUCUGUAUAUUAUAAUAUUUUUACAUUCAAAUUUUGUUGAUGAUCCUAAAUUAUUGAGGAAAAAAUAACUGAUUAAAUUACAUUCGAAUGAAAAAA
Molecule: messenger RNA, 1300 nt
Organism: Dermatophagoides farinae (American house dust mite)
Lineage: Eukaryota; Metazoa; Arthropoda; Arachnida; Sarcoptiformes; Pyroglyphidae
Gene: PIG-M
Product: Phosphatidylinositol glycan anchor biosynthesis class M
Biological process (GO): GPI anchor biosynthetic process
Cellular component (GO): membrane; glycosylphosphatidylinositol-mannosyltransferase I complex
Molecular function (GO): GPI mannosyltransferase activity; alpha-1,4-mannosyltransferase activity
Source: RefSeq, a predicted model, not a curated record